AUGAACGAAGAAGUCUUAAGCAAAGUCCGAUUUUCCGAGUAUUGGAAGAAACCCCAAACGCAUUGGAAGUUGGAUACUUUUAGUCAAUUUUUCCAUGAAAAGCACCCCGACGCGUCAAAGCAAACGAUAAGUAGUAAAUUUGUGAUAGAACUAAAAAUUUUGAAUGAGAAUUUAAAACCGAAGUCGAAGGAGGGACGGAAAAUAUCAGCAAUAUUAAAGGUUAGUGUUUUUACACGUUCUCAGGAAUGUGAAAACGUUAACGAGCAUAGUGAGCAUAGUGAGCAUAGUGAAUGCUACGCCCUGUUUUCUGCGGUUAUGGGGAAGAGCGUUCCAGUCACAUUAGUGCCGUGUCGGGCAUCUCUAUGGAUUCGCUAUGGGGAUUCUGCGGAGACAAGGAAAACGUGUCACCUAAAAGGAGUUUUUGUGAAAAAACAGAGCCCAAUCGAUGAGAACAUACUUGAGUCAUUUAUUAGGAAUUUGAGACAGGAGCCAAAAAAUGAGUGGAUAGUUCAAAAUAUAAAUGUUACGGAAAUAUUCCUUAAAUACCAGCGAGAGGUUCUUAAAACACUUCAAUCAACCGGACUAACGUGGGACAAUAC
Funneliformis caledonium is the source of this 599-nucleotide messenger RNA. NCBI's taxonomy places the organism in Eukaryota, Fungi, Glomeromycota, Glomeromycetes, Glomerales, Glomeraceae. The record is from the annotation of a GenBank genome assembly.